GGCGUUUUCGUCAUUUCGACUUAUCUUCUUCCUCGUUUUAUAUGACACUCGAAGGAGAAACAAUUGAAAGUAAAGAGAGGUUCGGUUUUGUGUUCCCAGGUUUUACGAUGAACCCGAAACUAAUAACCCGUAAACCAAUUCGGAUCCUGGAUCAACCCGUUCACCACUCUCUACUCUAUCUCCGAGCCGUCUUCCUCUUCAUCCCGACUUAAAAAAAAGUUCCGUACUUUAUUUUAAAAACUUUCCGACCAAACUAAAACUACUUGUCUUUUUUCUUCUUGUCCCGUCCCCAAAAAUGUCGCUGUCUCUAUCCGUUCUGUCGGAAGAUCUUCUAGCUCGCGUCUACGGGUUCCUACACCCUCCCUGUCGGAAAACAUGGCGACUCGUCAGCAGAGAGUUUCACCGAGUCGACUCACUGAGUCGGACAUCGAUAAAAAUCCUCCGAGUCGAGUUCCUCCCUCUGCUUCUCCUCAAGUACCCGAACCUCUCCUCCUUAGACCUCUCCGUCUGCCCCAAACUCGACGACGACGUCGUUUUACGCCUACCCUCUAACGGCGCCGUUUCGAUAAAGUCGCUAAACCUCAGCCGCGCCACUUCACUCCGAGCCAGAGGGCUGGAGACGCUGGCGCGUCUGUGCCGAGGUUUGGAGCGUGUCGACGUGUCUCACUGCUGGGGGUUCGGAGACAGGGAAGCCGCGGCGAUCUCCGUCGCCGCGGGGCUGAGGGAGGUGAGGUUGGAUAAAUGCUUGAGCUUAAGCGACGUCGGAUUAGCGAGGAUCGUCCUCGGAUGUAAUAAUCUUAAGAAGAUUAGUUUAAAAUGGUGUAUGGAGAUUUCUGAUCUUGGGAUUGAUCUUCUCUGUAAGAAAUGCAAAAACUUGAGAUCUCUCGACGUCUCUUAUCUCAAGAUAACGAAUGAUUCGAUGCGAUCCAUAGCUUUAUUGCCAAGGCUUGAGGUUUUAGAUAUGGUGAACUGUCCAUUGGUAGAUGAUGAUGGGUUAGAGUAUCUUGAGAAUGGUUGUCCUUUGUUACAGGAGAUUGAUGUCACGAGGUGUGAGCGUGUGAGUUUGUCUGGCGUUGUCUCUAUUGUUAGAGGUCAUCCUGAUCUUCAACACCUUAAAGCCAGUCACUGUGUAUCCGAAGUAUCUCUGAGCUUCUUACAGAACAUCAAAGCUUUGAAGCAUCUCAAGACACUAUGGAUCGAUGGAGCUCGUGUCUCUGACUCCUCUCUUUUAACCUUAAGCUCUAGCUGUAGAUCCUUAACCGAUAUCGGAGUGAGCAAAUGUGAGGGUGUGACGGAUAUCGGGAUGACGGGACUAGCACGCAACUGCUUAAAUCUGAAAACCCUAAACCUAGCGUGCUGCGGAUUUGUAACUGAUGCAGCCAUCUGUGCUGUAACUCAGUCUUGUCGGAAUCUUGAGACUCUUAAGUUAGAGUCUUGUCAUAUGAUAACCGAGAAAGGUCUUGAAUCGAUAGGAUGUUACUCAAAGUAUCUUCAAGAACUCGAUCUUACUGAUUGUUAUGGCGUCAAUGACAGAGGGCUAGAAUAUGUCUCAAAGUGUUCGAAUCUUCUAAGCCUGAAACUUGGCCUAUGCACAAAUAUCUCAGACAAAGGGAUGUUUCAUAUCGGUUCCAAAUGUUCCAAGCUUCUAGAACUUGAUCUAUACCGCUGUAGUGGUUUAGGAGAUGACGGUUUAGCAGCUAUAUCCCGUGGUUGCAAGAGCUUGAACCGGCUCAUUAUAUCGUACUGUGGUGAGCUAACAGACACUGGGGUUGAACAAAUCCGCCAGCUUGAAAACCUAACUCACCUCGAACUUCGAGGGCUAAAGAAUAUAACCGGUGCUGGUCUAGCUGCAGCGGCCUGCGGCUGCAAGAAACUAGAUUACUUGGACCUCAAGAAGUGCGAGAAUAUCGAUGACUCAGGCUUCUGGGCGCUUGCUUACUUCGCAAGAAACCUAAGACAGAUAAACUUGUGCUAUUGCUCGGUCUCUGAUACGGCUCUAUGCAUGUUGAUGAGCAAUUUGAGUAGGGUUCAAGACGUUGACUUAGUCCAACUGAACCGAUUGAGUGUGGAAGGGUCUGAGUUUGCUUUAAGAGCCUGUUGCAAUAGGCUCAAGAAGCUUAAACUUUUCGCACCUCUCAGAUUCUUGCUCUCAUCUGAAUUGCUUGAGAUGCUUCAUGCUCGUGGUUGCCGCAUUAGAUGGGACUGAAGACAAAACUUACUUCAAUGGGACUUUAUUAGUGAGAUGUGAGUUCAUAUGUCUACGUGAUAUAUCUAUCAAAUAUUAUAAUUUGUUUUUGAAUUCAGUUUGCCAAUUAUAUGUCUACACUGCUUUGGUCUUAUCUUCCAACAUAAACAAUGUUUUUAUUUAAUUUCUUAUAAAAAAACAAAAUAUUAUUUGAUAUUCUAG
This is a messenger RNA of Eruca vesicaria subsp. sativa (arugula), 2407 nucleotides long. NCBI's taxonomy places the organism in Eukaryota, Viridiplantae, Streptophyta, Magnoliopsida, Brassicales, Brassicaceae. The record is from the annotation of a GenBank genome assembly.